AUGUCAGCAGCAGCACUAGAAGACGCAACCGUAUUAAAGACACGACUCGAAGAAUACGAAAAAAAGUACAAAGAAGAGCACGCACAAUUGGUCAAUUUUCAAAAGAAACUCACACAAGCAGGUACUCAUCUAAAAUCAUUGGCACAAGAGAAUGCGAAAUUAAACAAAUCUUUGACGGAUCAAAAGAAUCAACUCGACGAGAAAGAUGAUCAGCUCAAACAACUGGAACACAAACUGGAAAGCACAGCACAAGGCCAUCAAAAGGAGAUCAAGCAGUUGGUCGAUAUUUUGGAAAACAUGAUUGACGAGGGCGAAGGGGGAUCACCUUCCAACACAACGCCUGAUGUCUCUACCUCCACACUAUUGGACAGUUAUGUCAAGUCGGUACAAAAGCGCUUAAGCAAAGCGACUGAGCAGCCGAGCCAAAAGAAGCCAAACAAAGAAAAUGAAGCGCUGCAAGCACACAUCAAGAAAUUAGAGCAAGAAAUCAAAGACUUGAAAAAGACGGAUCAUGUCGAGAUUAUCCACCAGAGUUUAACCAGCAUACUAAACGAUCCGGAAAAUGGGAUUAUCGAUAGUUCCGUGCCUCCCUCCAUUUUGUUGCUCUUGGAACAAGUUCGAAGCACUCUACAAGAACAACAAGAGCAGAUCAAAAACGCACAUCAAAAGCACACGGCUGAGCUGGAGGAAGCACAAAAGGAUCUCAAGCGACAAAUCACACAACUCAGCAUCACCAUCAACGAAUUGACCGACGAUAGGGAGCGUGCCAUCAGCGAAAAGGAAGAAAUCCUAGGCCAACUGGAGCAACUCACCACACUGGAAACACAAAUCAAAGAGUUGGGGUCGAAAUUGGCAACCACUGAGAAAGAAAAGAAGGAGAGUCAAGACAGAGAAAAGCAGCUUUCCAAGGAACACCAGUCGUUGUUGGGCAAAUUAUCUCAUAUCAAGGAAACACUGACACCCCGAUUGGAACAAGACAAGCAAUUGAGACAAAAAGUGAGCGAACUUACGCAAGAGCUGGACAACACGCGUCAAGAACUGGAGCAGAGUCGGUCUGAUAUGAUGUUGCGCGACCAAGAAUCAUCACAGCAAAUCGAGAGCUUGGACCAAGAAAUCACACAACUCUCUCGCAAGCUGGAAAAUGUGCAACAGGAGAGAGAGGAAUACGAAGCUAUGGCGAUGCAACUGGAUGCCGAAUGCAAUCAAGUGCGUGAACAGUUAAAGUCAAGUCAAUUCGAGCUGUCUCAACUCAAAUCACACAUGGAAUCCGAGAAACUGGAAUAUGAAUCUGAAAAGGCCAGCCUUGCCAAUCUACAGACCGUGCUCGAAGAAUUCCAAGCAACCAAAGACGCUGAGAUGCAAGCUGCUGUGGAGCACAUUGAGAGACAACUCGCAGUCGCCAAAAAGUCAUGGGCUGAAUACGAAGAAAGAGCUCAUAUUGCUGAAGCCGCGUUGGCCAAGUACCAGCAAGAUGUAGGCAAAACUCAAAAAUACGAGCAAGAGAUCAAAGAAAAGAACUUGUUGAUUGGCAAGUUGCGACACGAAGCCAUCAUUCUGAAUGAGCACUUGGUGGAAGCCAUGCGAAAGCUCAAGGAGGAGACAAGCGAAAGCAACGUGGACAGACAGUUGAUUACCAACUUGCUGGUGGGAUUCUUGAUGGCACCCAGAGGAGACCGUAAACGAUUCGAUAUUCUCACUAUUAUAUCCAACGUGCUGCAAUUAACAGAGGAACAAAAGGAACAAAUUGGCUUAUCCAGACCCAAGCAUGGCACUUAUACAAGUGGUAGUAACACAACUGCAUUCAGCCCCAUCACUUCGCCUGUAUUAGACAAACCACCACAAAAGGAAUCAUUCACAGAUGCCUGGAUCUCGUUUUUGCUAAAGGAAUCAAGUCCUCUGAGAAGAAAUAGAUCUGCAGUGACAUUAUCCAAUACCACCAAAGAUGGUGAUAGCAUUGAUUUAUAA
This is a messenger RNA of Mucor velutinosus, 1965 nucleotides long. RefSeq lists its product as uncharacterized. Gene Ontology annotation, molecular function: small GTPase binding. Bases 1 to 1965 code for a protein of 654 amino acids. Gene Ontology annotation, cellular component: Golgi apparatus. NCBI's taxonomy places the organism in Eukaryota, Fungi, Mucoromycota, Mucoromycetes, Mucorales, Mucoraceae. Gene Ontology annotation, biological process: Golgi organization; endoplasmic reticulum to Golgi vesicle-mediated transport. The record is from RefSeq and is a predicted model, not a curated record. The transcript has 4 exons.